AGGAGCAACAGUUUGGAUGUGCAAUAACAAUUUCCUAGGAUGUUGCAGUGGCAUGUCGAGAGGUACACCCAUUCAGAUUACGACCAAAUAGACGUUGAGAUUCUAACGGCUGGGGGAGUCGUCUGUCCUUUUCUCACCGCUACUGGGGCUGAAGCGAAAGAGGAUUAUGUCACAUCUUUCAAAGCACUAGAGGAUGCAAGGGAUGAACGGAUAGACCGCCUGAUACGGGACCUAAAAGGGGUCACACAUGUGAUGGCAGUUACAGGGCCACUGCUUCACAACGUGGUUGAUGCCGUGGAUGAUAAAGCUCCAAUCGUCCGGAGGUCUGAGGAGGAGGAAAAGAAGAGGGAGAAAGAGGUUCAUAUGCCUCAGUAA
Molecule: messenger RNA, 375 nt
Organism: Pistacia vera
Lineage: Eukaryota; Viridiplantae; Streptophyta; Magnoliopsida; Sapindales; Anacardiaceae
Exons: 2
Coding region: 40-375 (111 amino acids)
Source: RefSeq, a predicted model, not a curated record